Eimeria acervulina is the source of this 1179-nucleotide messenger RNA. RefSeq lists its product as hypothetical. Lineage: Eukaryota; Apicomplexa; Conoidasida; Eucoccidiorida; Eimeriidae. Gene Ontology annotation, biological process: lipid biosynthetic process. Bases 1 to 1179 code for a protein of 392 amino acids. The record is from RefSeq and is a predicted model, not a curated record. Gene Ontology annotation, molecular function: alkylglycerone-phosphate synthase activity; FAD binding. The transcript is spliced from 5 exons.
AUGCAUUCUGCAGCCUCUCCCUCUUCAGCUGCCCCUACAGGGUCAGCAGACCCUGGUGAAUGUCUUGCAGUUGCGGUGCGAGGAGGCGAGCGCGAUUAUGCAGAUCCGGAAGAAGACAACAAAGGAGAUGCCUCAUGGAUGUCGCCCUUCUUUAAUUCUCCUCAAGCUCUUCGCCUCAGCCUCCAUCUCUUCCCCAAGGCCGAGCAUGCAGGGCAUGCACUCGUUGAAUGCCGGCUCUUUGGAAGAAAUAAAGUUAAGACAUGCAAGUGGAAUGGAUGGGGGUAUUCUGAUACAUACGUCUCUAUGUCCAGUGCAUCUAUGAUCAGACUGCACGGCUCCAGAUAUUCAUUGUGUGGGGUGGACAUGGGCCAUUGGCACGAGUUCGUAGACUCGAUCCCGGGGAUCGAGUUUACGUUCACUUCUCCAGCGCAGGAUGUCCUUGCAAUACCCCCGAAGAGAAAAUACAAUAAGGCUUUCAUUGAAGAUUUAAAGAGAGAGGCCCCGAACGUUGAAUUAGCAGAUUCAGCAGAGGAGCGUCUUUUUCACUGUCACGGCCACACGUGCAAUGAAAUCUUUGAACUGAGAUACGGUGAAGUACCCCGACUGCCAGACCUCGUACUCUACCCUAAAGAACAUAAAGACGUGGAGGUGAUAGUGAAAUUGGCGGUUAAACACAACAUUUGUUUAAUUCCGUUUGGUGGAGGUACCUCAGUGACUUUAGGGGUAGCAGUUCCUGAAGAAGAAGAGAGGAUGGUAGUAACAGUCUCUCUUGCCUUCAUGCAGAAAAUAUUAUUUCUUGAUAGAGAUGCACUUCUUCUUUGGGUUGAGGCGGGGGCUGUCGGAGUUUCACUCGAAGAAAGACUCAAAAAAUACGGUGUUACACUCGGCCAUGAACCCGACAGCAUGGAGUUCAGCACCGUUGGAGGAUGGGUAGCUACCAGAGCUUCAGGAAUGAAGAAGAAUCGGUACGGCAACAUUGAAGAUUUGGUCGUGGAUAUCGUCGUAGUAACAGCCAAAGGCACUCUCUGCGAAAAACUCGCAGCCCCGCGCGUCUCUUCGGGGCCUUCACUUCAACAAAUUAUACUCGGAAGUGAAGGCACCUUAGGCAUUAUAACUCAAGUUAUUCUCAAAGUUAAACUCAUUCCAGAGGUAUAUAUAUAUGCAAACCCUAAACCCUAA